CACACACACACACACACAGAUGUAAACAAAGUCAUGUGAUUUCUUGCAGCUUGGAGAAGAACUGAAAGUGAAAGUAUUCAGCUGAUGUCUCUGUUGUUCAGACGCCAUUUUUAAAGGGCAGCGCAGCAGCAGGAAACUGUCGACUGAGGCUGUCAGUUUUAGUGGUUUCUCUGUCAGACUGGCUGAAGUCCUGAAGAUGAGUGUUUGUGUGGAGGACAGAGGAGAGUCUCCAGGACCCAGCUGUCUGUCUAUGAGGAGUGACUGGUAUAAAGACGAACCUCCAGGUUUCAAUAAUGAACCUGGACCCUCAGACUCACAAGGUCAGAACCACAGACUGAGAGCAGAGUCUCCAGGAUCCAUCUGUCUGUCUAUGAAGAGUGACUGGUCCAAAGACGAACCUCCAGUCUUCAGUGAUGAAUCUGGACCCACAGACUCACAACUGAAGAGGAGGAGCCAUGUCUCUGUGUCCUGCUGUGCUCUGUGUCAGGACGUCCUGAAGGAUCCAGUCUCUACCAGCUGUGGACACUGGUUCUGCAGACAGUGCUUCACCUCAUACUGGGACCAGUCUGGUUCUUCAGGAGACUCCUCCUGUCCCCAGUGUGGAAAAAGACCCAGAACAAGACCUGGACUGCAGACAGCCAGUCAGACCAGCACUGAACAAACAGAUAGUGGUCUGCAGGAGGUUUUACAUCAACAUAAGAUCAGUCUGAGGAGCAGAUGUGAACAUGUGACUGAAGGAACUGAUGGAACAGGAAGUGGAACCCUCCUCAACAGGAUCUACACUGAGCUCCACAUCACAGAGGGACAGAGUGAAGAGGUUAAUACCCAACAUGAGGUGAGGCAGCUGGAGACAACUUCCAAGAAGAACACCCUCCAUGACGCUCCAAUCAGGUGCCACGACAUCUUUAAAGCCUUACCUCUCCGACAGAGACACAACAUCUCUAAAGCCUUACCUGACCAACAGAGAGAAGACGUCUUUAAAGCCUCACCUGACCAACAGAGAGAAGACGUCUUUGAAGCCUCACCUGUCCAACAGAGAGAAGACGUCUUUAAAGUCUUACCUGUCCGAAAGAGAAUCGACAUCUUUGAAGCCUUACCUGUCCAACAGAGACGCCGCAUCUCUAAAGCCUUACCUGUCCGACAGAGACGCCGCAUCUCUAAAGCCUUACCUGUCCGACAGAGACGCCGCAUCUCUAAAGCCUUACCUGUCCGACAGAGACACGACAUCUUUGAAGCCUUACCUGAACAGCAGAGAGAAGACAUCUUUAAAGUCUUACCUGAACAACAGAGAGAAGACAUCUUUAAAGUCUUACCUGAACAACAGAGAGAAGACAUCUUUAAAGUCUUACCUGACCAACAGAGACGCUGUAUCUCUAAAGUCUUACCUGUCCGACAGAGACGCCGCAUCUCUAGAGCCUUACCUGUCCGACGGAGACACAACAUCUCUAAAGCCUUACCUGUCCAACAGAGAGAAGACGUCUUUAAAGCCUCAGCUGACCAGCAGAGACCCAUCAGAGUGGUUCUGACCAACGGCGUCGCUGGCGUUGGAAAAACCUUCUCGGUGCAGAAGUUCUCUCUGGACUGGGCAGAGGGCUUGGAGAACCAAGAUGUCCGUCUGCUGGUUCUGCUUUCGUUCAGGGAGCUGAACCUGAUCAGAGAUCAGCAGUACAGUCUUCUCAGGCUGCUCCAUGUUUUCCAUCCAACAUUACAGAAGGUCACAGCAGAGCAGCUCGCUGUCUGUAAAGUUCUGUUCAUCUUUGACGGCCUGGAUGAAAGCAGACUGUCACUGGAUUUCAACAACAGGAAGUCUGUGUCUGAUGUCACACAGGAGUCAUCAGUCAACGUGCUGCUGACAAACCUCAUCAGGGGGAAUCUGCUUCCCUCGGCUCUCGUCUGGAUAACUUCCAGACCUGCGGCGGCCAAUCAGAUCCCUCCUACAUGUGUGGACAGGGUAACAGAAGUACAUGGCUUCGCUGACGCCCAGAAGGAGGAGUACUUCAGGAGGAGAUCCAGUGAUGAAGAGCUGUCCAGCAGAAUCAUCUCACACAUCAAGACGUCCAGGAGCCUCCACAUCAUGUGUCAAGUCCCAGUCUUCUGCUGGAUCACUGCUACAGUUCUGGAGCACAUGUUGACCACAGACCAGAGAGGAGAGCUGCCCCAGACCCUGACUGACCUGUUCUCACACUUCCUGCUGGUUCAGACACAGAGGAAGAACAACAAGUACCAUGAGGGACGUGAGACGAGUCCACAGGAGCUGACGGAGGCUGACGGGGAAGUUCUUCUGAAGCUGGGGAGGCUGGCGUUUGAACAUCUGGAGAAAGGAAACAUCAUGUUCUACCAAGAAGACCUGGAGCAGUGUGGCCUUGAUGUCACAGAGGCCUCGGUGUACUCAGGACUUUGUACUGAGAUCUUCAGAAGAGAGAGUGUGAUCUUCCAGAAAACAGUCUACUGCUUUGUUCAUCUGAGCGUUCAGGAGUUUCUGGCUGCAGUCUACAUGUUCCACUGUUACACCAACAGGAAGAGAAAGGUCCUGGAGAACUUCCUGAGGAAACAACAUGUUGAUUUAACCCUGGAUGUCCUCCUGAGGAGAGCCAUGGAGAAAUCCUUCAGAAGUGAAAAUGGUCACCUGGACCUGUUUGUUCGCUUCCUUCAUGGCCUCUCUCUGGAGUCCAACCAGAGACUCUUAGGAGGUCUGCUGGGUCAGACAGAGAACAGUCCAGAAACCAUCCAGAGAGCCAUCAACAACCUGAAGGAGAUGAAGAGUUAUUUUAUCUCUCCUGACAGAAGCAUCAACCUCUUCUACUGUCUGAUGGAGAUGAAGGAUCACUCAGUUCAUCAGGAGAUCCAAGAGUUCCUGAAGUCAAAGAACAGAUCAGAGGAGAAACUCUCUGACAUCAACUGCUCAGCUCUGGCCUACAUGCUGCAGAUGUCAGAGGAGGUUCUGGAUGAGUUGGACCUGAAGAAGUUCAACACAUCAGGGGAGGGACGACGGAGACUGAUCCCAGCUGUGAGGAACUGCAGGAAGGCUGAACUUGAUUAUUGUGGGCUCUUAGAGACUCACUGUGAAGUCGUGGCCUCAGCUCUGAAGUCCAACCCCUCCCACCUGAGAGACCUGGACCUGAGUCACAACCCUAACCUACAGGAUUCAGGAGUGAGGAUCCUGUCUGCUGGACUGGAGAGUCCAAACUGUCGACUGGAGACUCUGAGCUUGAGUUUCUGCAAGUUGUCAAAGAUCAGCUGUGAUUUUCUGGCCUCGGUUCUGAAGUCCAACCCCUCCCAUCUGAGACACCUAGACCUGAGAGGAAACAACCUGCAGGAUUCAGACAUGAAGGAUCUGUAUGAUCUUGUGGAGAGUCCAGACUGUAGACUGGAGACUCUGAGAUGGAGAAACUAUAGGAAUGAUAUUGAAGAGGACGGUGUGUAUGUGUGUGUGCGUGUGUGUAUGUGAAGCAGUGAUGACUCUGCAGUCUAAACUGAUCUGAGUCACACACACAAUCCAGUCCACCAUCCCCCCUGUGUGACUCCCCCCAUGAAAAUCAAGUGUUAAUAUGUACAUAUGAUGUUUUUAUAUAUUAAAAACCAAUCCCAGCUGACAUUGGGCGAGGGCGGGGUUCACUCUGGACAGGUCGAUUAAACAUAUGAUGAGUGAAAUAAUCAUCAACACCAUGACUGAGUGUUUCUACCUUGAACUGCAGUGAACCAAUGACAGUCUCAUAACAACAGACUCAGGCAGCCAGAGUGUCAUACGUCACAAACCUAAGGAACCAAUCCUGUCAGCUUGUGGGGACGGGGGGGCGGGGUUAAAUAAAUGUAAAAAAGUAAGUAAGUAAAGAUGUAUUUAUACAGCAACAUUCACAGAUAAAAAAGUGCUUUACAUCAGAAAAUAUACAAAAGUUCAAGAAAACAAAAUGUAUUCUUACCUGCUGUUUGGCGUGUUCAUAUUUAUACUGUACACAGCUGACCUGCACCUUGUACACGUUUAUAUCCAGGUGUUUAUUAAGUAUAUUAUGUCUAAUACCAGAACUCUCCUUCUUCCUCCUUCAUUGUAAUUUAUUCAUCUCUGUAAGUAGAGUAUGUGCAUUCCUAUACUGUUUGCACUGAGACAGUUGGGCAAUAAAGUUGAAAGUAAUCUAAAAAUUAUUUUAAAAAUAAAUCACAGUUCAUAUCUAAUCCUGACAGAUUUUAAUUGAACUGAAUCAGAAACACUUUUAUACUUCAGCAGUUGAAAAUGUUUCCAAGUUCUUUUUCAUAUUUUUUUUUUCUUUUUUUCUGUCUGAGAUAUGAGACAUGAGACACACUGUAUGGAAAUAUCUGUUUGAUGCUGAAUGUCAAUAAAAAAAAAAGGUAAAAGAAAA
This is a messenger RNA of Seriola aureovittata, 4355 nucleotides long. RefSeq names its product protein NLRC3-like. The record is from RefSeq and is a predicted model, not a curated record. Gene Ontology annotation, molecular function: protein binding. NCBI's taxonomy places the organism in Eukaryota, Metazoa, Chordata, Actinopteri, Carangiformes, Carangidae. The transcript is spliced from 8 exons. The coding region runs from base 197 to 3448 and encodes 1083 amino acids.